Messenger RNA from Austrofundulus limnaeus, 1901 nucleotides. Its product is annotated as glycogen synthase kinase-3 beta. Gene Ontology annotation, biological process: negative regulation of TOR signaling; positive regulation of proteasomal ubiquitin-dependent protein catabolic process; regulation of neuron projection development. The record is from RefSeq and is a predicted model, not a curated record. Gene Ontology annotation, molecular function: tau-protein kinase activity; beta-catenin binding; ATP binding. Lineage: Eukaryota; Metazoa; Chordata; Actinopteri; Cyprinodontiformes; Rivulidae. Gene Ontology annotation, cellular component: cytosol; nucleus; beta-catenin destruction complex.
CGGCGCUGAGCAAAUUAUGCCAUGUGGUGCUCAAGACGUGCGCUCUCAUUGGACGACAGGCGCACCGGUGAACGCCCAUUUCUGAAGGAUACGAUCUCUGAUUGGUUCAAUCCACCACCCCAGAUGUAGCGUAAAUGCGCUCACGGUUUUUCUAUUCUCUAUCACGAGUUACGUCAGMAGCGUGAACUUUAUUCCUCGACGGCGGUGCGACUUCUGUAACCCUAUACAAAAACUGCGUACGUAUUAUGCGCAGCGACAAAGACUGCUAGCCCGAAACCUGUGGGGAAGGAAUAAAAAGAAAGACGGUCGCUCGGUCGGUAUCGUCGCGCUCUGUACCUUAAGACCGUUAUUUUCUGAGAAGCUCGCCGCCCCAGGGCCUCGGUACAGACGCCGAAAUUUGACGACGGCGAGACGGGAUUUGGCGUUAGCGUAAACUUGGCUAAUUCGUUAAAGGAGACCGUGGCGCCAGGCAGUUUUUCCGUCGGACGGUCUGUAGGCUCGGGUAUAGCGAGGGAGCCGCCAUGGCAGUCGGAUCAUUGAGCCUCCACAUCGGGAUAUGAAGAGGAGCUGCAUGUGUCCUGAAUCGACGAGAAAACAGCACAUUUACAUGAGAUUAACACCCGAACUAUUCAAUUCUUAUAUUUGUGGAGUUCACACAGGCACAAUUCGCAUUCGGCUUUGAACAGAGGGGGCCACGGGGAGAGGCCAGAUUCAUGACUAUUUUAGUCGGAGACGUGUCUUCUGAGGCCCGUUGAAAGAAAACCUGGAGUUUCAGGAGGAAAUGAUGCUUUGAUUGACCCAUCGGUGAGAAAGAAGAAAGGGCACUUUUGUAGGUGACAUAAAAAGUGGGAUAAUAAUAUAAGGGAGUCUCUUAAAGUUCCCGAGAAUCAGCGAUAUUAACAUACUGACAUCCUUUUUGGAUGAGAAGCUUUGGCGAAUCGAUCAGCYGUGCCGUUUAGCAAGUCGCAGUGAAUCAACGGGAUUGGAUCAUCAUGUCGGGUCGGCCCAGGACCACAUCUUUCGCCGAGAGCUGCAAACCAGUGCCGCAGCCAUCUGCUUUCGGCAGCAUGAAAGUCAGCCGUGAUAAAGAUGGCAGCAAGGUAACAACAGUUGUGGCCACUCCAGGCCAAGGCCCCGACCGGCCACAGGAGGUGAGCUACACGGACACAAAGGUCAUCGGCAACGGCUCUUUUGGCGUCGUCUAUCAAGCAAAACUCUGCGACUCUGGGGAGCUAGUGGCGAUCAAGAAGGUCCUGCAAGACAAGAGAUUUAAGAACCGUGAACUUCAGAUCAUGAGGAAGUUGGACCACUGCAACAUCGUCCGUCUGCGCUACUUCUUCUAUUCCAGUGGAGACAAGAAAGAUGAAGUGUACCUGAAUCUGGUUCUGGACUACGUGCCUGAGACGGUCUACAGAAUGGCUAGACAUUACAGCCGAGCCAAACAGACGCUGCCCAUGAUUUAUGCCAAGUUGUACAUGUACCAGCUGUUCAGGAGCCUGGCUUACAUCCAUUCGUUUGGGAUCUGCCAUCGGGACAUCAAACCCCAGAAUCUGCUGCUUGAUCCAGAGACGGCUGUGCUCAAGCUUUGCGACUUUGGCAGUGCGAAGCAGCUGGUCCGUGGAGAGCCCAACGUGUCCUACAUCUGCUCUCGCUACUAUCGGGCUCCUGAGCUGAUCUUCGGGGCCACUGACUACACCUCCAGCAUAGAUGUGUGGUCAGCUGGCUGUGUACUUGCAGAGCUGUUGCUGGGACAACCAAUCUUCCCUGGCGACAGUGGCGUGGAUCAGUUGGUUGAAAUUAUUAAGGUUCUCGGUACCCCGACCCGAGAGCAAAUCCGUGAGAUGAACCCCAACUAUACUGAGUUCAAAUUCCCCCAGAUUAAGGCACAUCCCUGGACUAAG